Messenger RNA from Rotaria sp. Silwood1, 4656 nucleotides. The record is from the annotation of a GenBank genome assembly. Lineage: Eukaryota; Metazoa; Rotifera; Eurotatoria; Philodinida; Philodinidae.
AUGACAAAAGACAAUCUUCGUACAUGUUUAACUACGAAUCCAGAUUCAAUACUUCCAUUAGCUGUGGGUCCAAGUAAUAAACCUUUUAGAUCUCAAUCACGUGUUCGGGAAAGAUCUUCUUCGUUUCAAAGAGCUGCCUGCCGAAACGGCUCCAAUUGUUUCAAUCCAUAUUGUACAUUUGAUCAUCCACCUGGAUGGCAUGCCUAACGGAUACUUGUUGUUACAGCAGAGACCGGUAGUGGCAAAAGUACACAGUUGCCACAAUAUGCUGCUGAAUACUUUGGUGGUCUUGUCGUAUGCACUCAACCACGAGUAGUUGCGGCUAUAUCUUUGGCACGUCGUGUAGCCAAAGAGUAUGAUGGAACAUCGGUGGGAAGAUCGGUUGGUUAUCGAGUUGGUCGUGGUAGUGAUGGCAAAGGAAGAAAUCAAGUACCCGGUACGGAUAUUAUAUUUAUGACCGAUUCGGCAUUGAUUCAAGAAAGUCAACAAGAUCAACAAUUGAACAAAGUGAAAGUCUUGAUUAUUGAUGAAGCUCAUGAACGUACAUUAAAUACAGAUAUUGUCAUCGGUCUAGCCAAACUGCUAUUAAAUAUGCGUACGACCGAUUUCUAUGUUGUAAUUGCUUCAGCCACCAUUGAUCCAAUCAAGUUUUUGAACUUUUUUGGCCGAAAAGGUGCUGAAGUACUCAAUGUUCCAGGUCGUAUUUAUGACAUAUCUGUUGAAUACAUACCUAAAGCUGACGAUUCAACUGAAGAAGAACAUGCUGUGUCGACUCUACUACAAUUAUAUGAGAAGCAUGAAGGACAUACGCUCAUAUUCCUUCCUGGGCAACGAGAAAUUGAGCGGGCUCUCGAGCUUUUUAGUCAUGAUAUACCCGAUAAUUGCGUGGCAUUACCGUUGUAUGGCUCUCUCUCGCCUGAAGAACAAGACAAAGUACUUCAAUUUGACGAAGGUUCAACUGGUGAACGUCGAAUGGUAGUUUUUUGUACGAAUAUCGCUGAGACAUCACUUACCAUUAAGAAUACUUGUGUCGUAAUCGAUUCCGGUUUAGCUAAAGAGGUUCGCUUCGACCCUAAACGUCGUCUAACUGUUAUUGAAACUGUUAGGAUAUCGCGUUCGUCUGCCGAUCAACGGAAAGGCCGUGCAGGACGAACAGGACCAGGACAUUGUGUUCGUCUUUACAAAAAUGAUGAUCUAACUCGUCCUAAUAUUGAACCCGAAAUCCAUCGAUCUUCAUUCGAUCUAGUUGUUCUACAGCUUGUUCGCUUGCAGUUAAAACCACAGGAUUUUCCCUUUAUAGAUCUACCUUCAUCGGGUCCAGCAAUUCUGCAAAUAUCACUACAGCUUUUAAAAGAUCUUUUAUGCAUUGAUAUCAAUGAUAGAAUCACUUUACGUGGUGAGCUGUUUGCUGAACUUGGUCUUGAUCCUCGUUUGAGUGCUUUCAUGGUCGACACUUACGUCGAACAUGGUCCUAUACUUGAAGUUACAGCUGCCAUUGUCGUAAUUUUAACAGCACCUGGCACCGUAUUCUUCAUGGGAGGUGCAACAAAAGAAGCGAAGCAAAUGGCUCGAAGCCGAGUAGCUAUAGGUGCCCAAGAAUACGAGAGUGAUCUACUCUAUCACGUUUCAGUAUAUGAAAAAUGGAAGAAAAUUGGUAUGAUCGAUCCCGAGACACACGUCUGUGUCACAUGUCAGAGGACCACUAAGGCAAAGUUUUCAUGUCGCUCAUGUCGAGCAACAUAUAGCGUCAAUAAUACACUGAACAACAAAGUCCUCAAUACUAUCGAAAGUGUAUGUGAUGCUUCGAUAAACACAAUUAUCAACAAACGCUGGGAACUUAAUCCUAGUCUUUUAUCCAAUGCAAAUGAGAGCCUUAUUAUUGCUUCACACCUUUUGAAAAAUUUUCCUGAACACUAUGGCCAUUUACUCGUACCACAUUUGCCGAAUGAAGGUGCAUGCAUGGUUGCAAAUGACUUUCGUGCACGUAUAGCUACUAGCAGUGUGUUCGUGCAGCGACAACUUGGUAAAAGCCAUUUUAUAGCCAUGUCAAUCACACGAUUACCCGCAGGUGAUUAUGUCAUUGAACGAUUACAUCCAAUCAAGCCAUCUAAAACAACUAGUGUAAAGGCAAUAGAGGAACUUGCUGUUCUCAAUAACGUUGGUUGGGAAUGGAAUCACGAAAUUCGUAAAGAAGCGAGCAAUUUCAAAACGGAAGUAUGGUACAAGUGGCUCAUCUAUGAAUAUGAUCGUUGUCUAUGCAAACUUAUUUUGUGGGGUGAAAUAAACAUGAAAGACUUCGUUCAUCGUGCUCUAACCUCGAUUGUCCAGAACACCCGUGACUUACUUUUAACUCGAACUCGUUCAGUCGAUUGUGGACCUAUCCGGGCAACAUUCGAAAGUGGUCUUGUUUGUUUGCGCAUAGAAGAUAAGCAUGAGAAUAAUAAUGCCAAAUAUCGGCUGGAUCUCCAGCAUGUACCGUGUAAAACAUUCCAGGAACUCUAUGAAUGGAUUAAAUGUGUACUCGAUGUAAAUCGACAAGAUUUACGCGAGAAUAAUUUUCGGCCAUGCCAAGAACCCGUCAUGGAUGAGGAUAGUUAUGAAUCACCACCUUUCUUUGUUGUCUUUGCCUCAGAAGAAGCAUUCAAUCGUGCUCUAUCGCACCUACCGCCAUUCAACAUUUGUCCUCAAAGAGUAGAUGCAUUUGAUAUUAUACAUAUGAGUGAAAAAGAGACAUGGGGUCGUCAAUUACUCUUGAAACCUAAAGAAAAUAUAUUUCUUACGGUAGAAGAAAUGAAGACAAAAUUUCGUAAAUACAUUGUUAGCUGCAAACAAAUAGGUAAAAAGUUGCUACCUGGUCUUCAAAUAACAAAUAUGCCUGCAUCUGUCAACAAAACGUCCGUUCAACAUGCUGUAGGAAAUACUAUUGUUCCGGCGCGUAUUGAUAUUUUUUAUUCAGAUGAAAAUAAUUCUAAUAUGGGUAGCUCAUCAGUACGUGUCUAUUUUCAAGAUGAAAGAGAAUGUCAUCAAGCGAUUCUUCGUUUACAAUCUAGCAGCCUUUUAAAUCAACAUCUAAUUACGAUUUUUUCCAAGAAAACAUGUCAAAUUAAGGAUAUUCCUGCAGUACCCUCAAUGGAAAGAGUCAAACUUGAAGCACCAACAUUUCUAGUUACGACAACGAGUCGUCGAAUAGCACUCAGAAUGUAUUCACAUUUAUCGUCAAAAUGGAUAGUGAAUAGUUCCGCAUCCGUAACUGUGACAAAUCUUGAUCUGUAUCCAAAUUUCGACGAUUUACUCAAAGGUAUCUGUAAUCGUUUUCAGACAAAAGUUCAACGACUUUCACUUCCAGAAAAGCAUAACAGCCCAAAAGCGAUUCGUUGUAUCUUUACAGACGCGAGUCCACCAAAAACAGCUCUAGCUGCAUCAAUGUUAAGUCAAGGAACUUCACCAAUAAUCAUCCAGUUGACCGACGAUCGGCAGAAAUGUUUAUUUCAGGAAUUAUUUGAAGAGAAUCUUAUUCAAACAUGGGUCAAUGAACUGAAAUUGUCAUGUGAGAAAAAAGAUAAAUAUGGAGCUGUAAUUGAAAUUCGUGGUCCACAAAUUGAGCAAGGUCAAUUGAUGCGUCGCAUUGCUGAUUAUGCCGACAAUUUUGACUAUCGAUAUCGUGUACUUGAUCUCAGCUCUUCGAUAAUCAGCUAUUUUGGUCGCCAAAAGGCUGCCGACGUGAAAUUACAAGAGAUCAAUGCAGUUUGGGCACAAAAAGGCUGUAGUGUAACUUUGGCCCGAAGAACAAGUUCAAUCAUUCUCUAUGCACAACCGAACGUACCGACAGAUAUGAUAAUUAAUUGUGAGAAUGAAGUGAAAGAAUUAUUAAAUAAACUAGCAACAAUGAAUACCAACAAUGAAGAACAAAACGAUUUUGCCCGUCAAUGUGCUUUCUGUCGACGAAUAAUGGUUGCAACGCGUACGUUUCGCAUCUGUGGUCAUGCGUAUUGUCGAUGUGCGAUAAGCAUACUCAAUAAGCUGUCUCUAGAAUGUCCCACUUGCAACAAUAGAAUUCAUAUUCAAGAUGUACAAGAAAUGUUUAGUAACAGUCGUGCUGAUUUCACAAGAUUGUGCAAAAAGUCUAUUCAAGCAUAUCUAUUAUCAUCAACAAAUCUGACAGACCAAAACCAGCUCUUCUGUCCCAACAAUCAAUGUGAUGGAUUGAUUAGUCGUAGUCGAGGCUACCAAACAUGUCUGACGUGUGGACAAGGUGUAUGUGGUUUAUGUCGUUUGAUCGACGAUGAACUACACGAAGGUCGUACAUGUGCAGAACGAAAUGAAGCUCAAAAGAAAUUAGGGGGAUUUAUACCACAGCUUUUUAAAGCUGCCGAAACAUUCACCCGAGACAGUUGGCCAAUAACUCUAUCACCCAUAGUUCACUUUGAGAGCAAUCCGGAUUUAAUGCAAAAAUCUUGCGAAUCUCUAGAUCGCUUUUACAAAGGUGUUGAAUCUAUUGGAGAUAAGCCACCCCCUGACCUUGCUCGAGGAUUUUUCGCGUUUCACGGUACUUCAGUCGAUGCCAUUGGAUCUAUAUGUAAAUCAGGUUUCGAUCCUACUCGACGUCGUGGACAGGUUUAUGGUCCUGGUGUGGGUGUGGGUGUGGGUGUGGGUGGG